Exophiala spinifera is the source of this 1485-nucleotide messenger RNA. RefSeq names its product dihydropyrimidinase. Bases 1 to 1485 code for a protein of 494 amino acids. The transcript is spliced from 5 exons. The record is from RefSeq and is a predicted model, not a curated record. Lineage: Eukaryota; Fungi; Ascomycota; Eurotiomycetes; Chaetothyriales; Herpotrichiellaceae. Gene Ontology annotation, molecular function: hydrolase activity, acting on carbon-nitrogen (but not peptide) bonds. Gene Ontology annotation, cellular component: cytoplasm.
AUGGACAGCUUCGAUUUGCUCGUCAUCAAUGGCCUCGUCGUGACCGCUUCUGACACGGCCAAUUAUGACAUCGCCAUAAAAGAUGGAAAGAUUGCAUUGCUUGCCCCUCCUGGGGUGCUUGCGACAAGUAGCGCAAAAAAGGUGAUUGAUGCCGAAGGUGGCUAUGUAAUGCCUGGCGGUAUCGACUGCCAUGUGCAUCUCGAGGAACCUGCGCUGUUUGGAGGCAAGGGACGAAGCUCGGACGACUUCGAAUCUGGUACAGAAAGCAGCAUCUGCGGAGGAACAACCACCAUCGUAGCGUUUGCGCCUCAGCCCAAGACUGUUCCUUCUCUCCUCCAAGUCCUCGAAGACACCCACGCCCGAGCCAAAGACAAAUGCUACACCGACUACUCGUUCCAUCUACUCGUUGGCCACCCCGGCGAGCAAGCCUUGUCGGAGUUCCCCAAGCUGCGCGAACUGGGCAUAUCCUCGUUGAAGAUCUACAUGACCUAUGCCGCUCUGCAGCUUCGAGACGAUGAGAUCCUCGACGUGCUGCUGUCUUCUAGGAAAGAAGGCAUUACAACCAUGAUCCACGCCGAGAAUGGCGAUGUGCUGAACUGGAUGACCAAGAAACUGGAAGAGAGGAAGUUGUAUGCGCCGAAGUACCACGCCACAUCAAGGCCGCAGAUCGUGGAGACUGAGGCCACCAACCGAGCCAUUGCGCUGGCCGAGCUGAUGGAUGCGCCCAUUCUGGUUGUCCAUGUCUCAUCACCGAGUGCUGCCGCCCAUCUUCGCAAUGCUCAGACUCGAGGGCUCCCCGUGUACGCCGAGACAUGCCCUCAGUAUCUCUUCCUGACUCGAGAUGACCUGGACAAACCAAACUUUGAAGGCGCCAAGUGUGUGUGCUCUCCGCCGCCACGAGAAUCGGCAAAUGACCACGAAGCCAUCUGGCUGGGCCUGGCCAAUGGCACCUUCACCGUUCUCUCCUCCGACCAUUGCCCCUUCAUGUACGAGGACUACGAGAAGGGCAAGAAGUCCAUCAUCAGCGAGGAGUACCCCGAAGGACGGUUCAGCGGGAUUCCCAACGGGUGCCCGGGUGUCGAAACUCGCUUGGCUUUGACCUUGAGUGCCAACCGACUUCCUCUGCAGAAAUUCGUCGAAGUCACCAGCACCAACGCGGCCAGGCUGUACGGGCUGUAUCCUAAGAAGGGGACAAUUCUUCCGGGAGUCAGUGAUGCCGAUCUGACCAUCUGGUAUCCUCCCGGCAAGCUGGGAACUUUCAAGCUCACCAACUCGAUGCUGCAUCACAAUGUGGACUAUACGCCUUUUGAAGGCAUGGACCUAAACCAGUGGCCUCGAUACACUAUUCUCCGGGGCGAGGUGGUAUGGGAUAGGGACAAUGGCGGGCUCUUGGGCAAGAAGGGAUAUGGGCAAUUUGUGCCCAGAGGCAAGAGUACUUUGCCCGGUCCUCGAAAGGAGGGAGAGUGGGAUGUGAGCGCCUUUUAG